GCACUGCAAUCUGUAUUCAAUCUGUAUACACUGCUUGGGUGAAACAUGACCUCUAUUGCGGAUCGGCUGGCUAGGGAGAAGGACAAAGAGGAGGGCAUUGGGACAAACCAGCAAGCUGUGAAAUAUCUGGACCAGGAUUAUGAGUUCCUAAAACAGACAUCUUUACGAAGGGGGCUUUUGUUUGAGGAUAACAAGUUUCCAGCAUCUCAAAAGUCCUUGGGUUACAAUGAGCUGGGACCCUACUCCUCCAAAACCAGAGACGUGGUAUGGAAGAGGCCAACGGAGUUGUGCUCUGACCCUAAAUUCAUUGAUGAUGGAGCCACAAGGACAGACAUUUGUCAAGGAGCAUUGGGUGACUGCUGGCUGCUGGCGGCCAUUGCUUCUCUGACCCUGGACCAGAGGAUUUUGGCUCGAGUGGUGCCACCUGGACAAAGUUUUACUGAGGACUAUGCUGGUAUUUUUCACUUCCAGUUUUGGCAAUAUGGUGAAUGGGUGGAUGUUGUUAUUGACGACCGUUUGCCCACCAAAGAUGGAAAGCUGCUCUUUGUUCAUUCUGCAGAGGGGUCUGAAUUUUGGAGUGCCCUGCUGGAGAAGGCCUAUGCUAAAUUGAAUGGCAGCUAUGAGGCCCUGGCUGGAGGCAGCACCAUCGAGGGCUUUGAAGACUUCACUGGAGGAAUUGGAGAAAUUUACGAAUUGAACAAUGCCCCGCCACACCUUUUUCAAAUCAUGCAGAAGGCCCUGAAACUCGGCUCGCUCAUGGGCUGCUCGAUAGACAUUACCAGUGCAUAUGAAUCAGAGGCCAUAACAUCUCAUAAGCUGGUGAAAGGACAUGCCUAUUCUGUUACUGGGGCAGAGGAGGUGAAUUAUAGAGGCAGAAAGGUUCAGCUGAUCCGAGUGAGAAACCCCUGGGGACAAGUGGAGUGGACUGGGGCCUGGAGUGAUGGGUCGAACGAGUGGAGCCACAUCAGUGAAGAUGAAAAAACUAAACUGAACCAUAUCUCUGAUGAUGGGGAAUUCUGGAUGUCUUAUCUAGAUUUCACCAGGCACUUUUCAAAAUUGGAGAUUUGUAACCUGACUCCGGACACUUUGGAGAGUGAAGGCGAGGGCCACUGGAAACACUACCAGUUUGAGGGGAUGUGGAGAGUCGGUUCAACUGCUGGGGGCUGCCGUAACCAUCCAGCAACAUUCACCUCCAACCCUCAGUUCGUGGUGCGUUUGGACGAGGUGGACGAUGACCCUCUGGAUGGGCAGGAGAAGGGCUGCACGUUUCUGGUGGGAUUGAUGCAGAAGGACAUAAGAAAACAGAGGCAACUCAACAAAGACCUGGAGAUCAUUGGCUUUGCCAUUUAUGAGGUCCCAGAGCAGUAUAAAGGCUCUCGUCAUGUGCAUCUGGGUCCGGACGUGCUGCUGAGUGAAAAUGCAGUUGCCAUGAGCCACACGUUCAUAAACACUCGCGAGAUUUGUGACCGCUUCACGCUGGCCCCAGGGGAAUACGCCAUCAUCCCGUCCACUUUCCAGCCGCACAGGAACGGCAAGUUUGUACUGCGUGUGUUCUCAGAGAAGCAAGCCCACACCAGUCCUUUGGAGGAGAAAGUUGAAGCUGAAAUUGAUGAGGAGGAGAUUUCAAAGAGUGAUGUUGAUCCUCAUUUCAAGAAACUCUUCAAGCAAAUUGCAGGAGAUGACCUGGAGGUGUCUGUCUUUGAGCUUGUGAGGAUUUUGAACAAUGUUGUGUCACACCGAUCUGAUAUAAAGACAGAUGGUUUCAGUCUUGAGACCGGUCGCAUUAUUGUCAGCCUGUUGGAUAAAGAUGAAAGCUCCAAACUGGGGCUUCUGGAGUUCCACAAACUUUGGCUGAAAAUCCAAAGAUACCUGGAAAUCUUCAAGAAUCACGACACAGACAACUCUGGCACCAUGAGCUCACACGAGAUGAGAGACGCUGCCACUGAAGCUGGUUUUCAGGUAAACAGCGCAGUGCUUCAGGUGAUCGUGAGCCGUUAUGCAGACGCUCAGUUUGCCAUAGACUUUGACAGUUUUGUGGGAUGUCUCAUAAAACUGGAAAUGUUGUUCAAAAUGUUCAAAGCUUUGGACAAGAGCGAGUCUGGAAAGAUUGAGCUGGAUAUACAACAGUGGUUGUGUCUAGCCUUGUACUGAGCCUCUCAAUCAAGAUACAAGAUCAAGAUUUGUAUACUAAUAAUGCACAGACUUACGUUUACAAAGUAUUUAGUAUGAUGAUUCUGUGCAAAAUACCAAAU
This is a messenger RNA of Periophthalmus magnuspinnatus, 2252 nucleotides long. Its product is annotated as calpain-2 catalytic subunit-like. The transcript has 21 exons. The record is from RefSeq and is a predicted model, not a curated record. Gene Ontology annotation, biological process: proteolysis. Gene Ontology annotation, cellular component: cytoplasm. Gene Ontology annotation, molecular function: calcium-dependent cysteine-type endopeptidase activity; calcium ion binding. Lineage: Eukaryota; Metazoa; Chordata; Actinopteri; Gobiiformes; Gobiidae. Bases 46 to 2151 code for a protein of 701 amino acids.